AGCAAAGGGAAAAACGACAGCUCAAUCAUCAAUUAUUACUAUAGAUAUGAGUUUCACGCUCUGAAUAUAAUUCAAACUGGCUUGCUAAAGAGAUUUUUCUGCGUUCCUGUUUUUGCGUCUUCAUCUAUGAAACAUAGCAGUUUAAGAGCCGUGACCUGAACAUUAUGGCCUCAUCGGCAAUACCAGCAGCUGAUCUGCGAUCGUUUACUGAAUACUUGAAAGGGUGUAAACGCAUACUGGCACUCUUAGGGGCUGGCAUAUCUGCAUCUUCUGGUCUUCCCACAUUUCGAGGAGCCGGCGGCCUCUGGCGAUCUUAUGAUGCCACCGAUUUGGCGACGCCUGAGGCGUUCGAGGCCAACCCAGACCUAGUAUGGCAGUUCUACAGCUACCGAAGACACAUGGCACUUAAAGCGAAGCCUAACCGCGCGCACUACGCCCUCGCAGAGCUUGCAAGGAGAGAUAAGGAUUUUAUUACUCUCACACAGAACGUUGAUGGUCUUUCACAACGCACAAACCAUCCCUCGGAACAGCUCCACCUCCUCCACGGGUCUCUUUUUACGGUCAAAUGUACCUCAUUCUACUGCAACUAUGUGCGCGAAAAUGACUUUACCGAUCCGAUAGUCCCUGCACUUGCCAUACCGAAAGGUGUCCCGGACUUGAGCCCAUCUGCUGAAGAUAAGACUGGCGAGGAGGCCUCAAAGGCGCUAUCCAACGCAUUAAGAACGGAGGAGACGGAACUGGACAUAUCAGACGAGAACGUCCCGCUCCCUGCUUUGAGUCAGGAUGCCCUGCCACAUUGUCCAGAAUGUAAAGAAGGGCUUUUGCGGCCAGGGGUGGUCUGGUUUGGAGAGAGUUUACCCCUACACACGCUCGAAAUGGUGGACAAUUGGCUGAAUUCUGGUCCCGUGGAUUUGAUCUUGGUGAUUGGAACAAGUUCAAGAGUCUACCCAGCUGCAGGCUAUGUUGAUAAGGCGCGUGCGAGAGGGGCCCGAGUCGCUGUGGUCAAUAUGGACCGCAAUGAUGUUGGGUAUUCUGGCUUGAAAAAGGGUGAUUGGUUCUUCCAAGGAGACGCGGGUGUUAUAGUCCCGGAGAUAUUGAAGGGUGUCAUUGGAGAUAUUUAGGGACGCUGGGCUUCACGUUUGGUUUUCUUGAUGUUUAGCGAAGAGUGUACAGAGGCUAGGUUACAUAUUUUAACCGUCGACUUCGGAUUCCAAAAAAAAUUUCGCAGAGAGAUUCCAUGUUUAUAAUUAGGAAAGAGUGACGUCAAAGGAAAUGGUGGGCUAAAAGGAAAAGUCCAUAACCGUAGCUUUGAAGCCAUUAUCGGUCGAGAGAUA
This is a messenger RNA of Aspergillus novofumigatus IBT 16806, 1334 nucleotides long. RefSeq names its product SIR2 family NAD-dependent protein deacylase. Lineage: Eukaryota; Fungi; Ascomycota; Eurotiomycetes; Eurotiales; Aspergillaceae. The transcript is spliced from 2 exons. The record is from RefSeq and is a predicted model, not a curated record. Gene Ontology annotation, molecular function: NAD+ binding; protein-malonyllysine demalonylase activity; protein-succinyllysine desuccinylase activity. Bases 165 to 1121 code for a protein of 318 amino acids.